Molecule: messenger RNA, 3734 nt
Organism: Lymnaea stagnalis (great pond snail)
Lineage: Eukaryota; Metazoa; Mollusca; Gastropoda; Lymnaeidae
Source: the annotation of a GenBank genome assembly
AUCAUGAAUGCCUGGUACCAGGGAGUGGUCAAAGAGAUGACCAUUGAGUGUGUGGUCACUUACGAGGUAUGGUGUUGACAUUAAAAUGUUUAUUUCUGCAAUGCAGGGCAAUUAAAGUGGUCAAUCAAAAUACAGAUUACACCAGUUUGAAUAGCAAUAAAGAGUUUUAGACUUGUAGCUUUAAAGGUGUCUCAAAGGUUAGACUUUUAAGGUACAAAAUAUCAAAUCAAAUGUUUCCUCUUGUAUUCUACAUUUGUCUAAUGAAAAAAUGGGUGCAGCGAAUUUCUUUGGUGAAAAAUCAUUACAUGGGUCUCUGAGGUGUUGUACAGAGAUAACAUCAAUUAGAUUCUUUCACAUGGGUCUCUGAGGUGUUGUACAGAGACAACAUCUAUUAGGUUCUUUCACAUGGGUCUCUGAGGUGUUGUACAGAGACAACAUCUAUUAGGUUCUUUCACAUGGGUCUCUGAUGUGUAUCUUUGAACUUUGUACAGAGAUAACAUCUAUCAGGUUUUGUUUCAUAUUUAUAAUUUGUUUGGUCGAACAAAAAGAUGUAUUUUUUUAAACAGUUUUGAACAUUUGGAUAAGUAAACAAACAAUAUUUAUAGAGUAUAAUUUAUGAUCAUUUGUCCUUGUUCAAUAAUUCAAUUCAAUGCAAUUUGGUCCUUAAAAUGAUGUUAAGUUCAAAGCUCUGACUGCAUCUUGACUUCUUGAUAUUUGAAUAAUCAGUCUGACUUGUUUGACUUGUGUAUAUCUCCUCAGCCAACUGUACACAAGCCACGCAUGACAAGAUUUCUCUAUGCACUAGAUACAGAGAAUUCAUCUUCCAAUCAGAAAUCACUUGUCCUGACUUUAAACAGGUGUGUUCUUAGACUGAAAAGAUCUUGGAUAAAAUGUUGAGACCAAUUGAGAUCAGGGGAUUGCUGGCACACACUUUUGGUGUUGAAAUGGCUUUAACGCUAUAGGGAUUGUGAUAACUUUAAAACAUAUGUAAAUCAGGUGCUUGCUAAUGAAUCGUACCAUGAACAGAUGAAACAAUUUAUAGUUAUGGCUACAAUACUAUAUUUUUUUUUCAUAAUUGUGCCACUUGUGGCCAAUAUCUAGGUUGACACCAGAAUCAACUUCCACCUAUUGUGACAGUGUUCUCAGUGAGAACUCAAUGCCAACUUCACCUGAUCACUCAUCAACUUUGGCCCUGACAGCACACAAUGUCAGCUUCCCAAAUCUGCAAGGCGCUUGGUCAAAGUCGUUCUUCCCUGUUGAAUUGCCUGCAGCCAGAUCAACUGGUAAUCUUUUAGUUGGUUGAAUGUGUGUUGUUGACUUGAUGUGUUCAGCUACAGUCAUGGGCUGUAGUACGGUACCACUGAUGAUGGUGUGCACACACUGAUUACAUGGGCUGUAGUACAGUACCACUGAUGAUGGAGUCACUGCACACACUGAUUACAUGGGCUGUAGUACGGUACCACUGAUGAUGGAGUGUACACACUGAUUACAUGGGCUGUAGUACAGUACCACUGAUGAUGGAGUGCACACACUGAUUACAUGGGCUGUAGUAUGGUACCACUGAUGAUGGUGUGCACACACUGAUUACAUGGGCUGUAGUAUGGUACCACUGAUGAUGGAGUGCACACACUGAUUACAUGGGCUGUAGUAUGGUACCACUGAUGAUGGAGUGCACACACUGAUUACAUGGGCUGUAGUAUGGUACCACUGAUGAUGGUGUGCACACACUGAAUACAUGGGCUGUAGUAUGGUACCACUGAUGAUGGAGUGCACACACUGAUUACAUGGGCUGUAGUACAGUACCACUGAUGAUGGAGUGCACACACUGAUUACAUGGGCUGUAGUACAGUACCACUGAUGAUGGUGUGCACACACUGAUUACAUGGGCUGUAGUACGGUACCACUGAUGAUGGAGUGCACACACUGAUUACAUGGGCUGUAGUAUGGUACCACUGAUGAUGGUGUGCACACACUGAUUACAUGGGCUGUAGUACGUUACCACUGAUGAUGGAGUGCACACACUGAUUACAUGGGCUGUAGUAUGGUACCACUGAUGAUGGAGUGCACACACUGAUUACAUGGGCUGUAGUAUGGUACCACUGAUGAUGGAGUGCACACACUGAUUACAUGGGCUGUAGUAUGGUACCACUGAUGAUGGUGUGCACACUCUGAUUUAUAGAGUCAAAUUGAUCCAUAGAAUUUUUAAAUGUAGACAAAAAUAAUAUGUGGCCAUUUGAAUAACAUUAUUAGUGACAUGGGAUGGUUUUGAUUGCAUUUAGUUUUAACAAAAAGAUGCCUGUCAUUUUCAGCUCAACCCAACCUCUGGGCUAAUGUUGUAGCUGGAAGGAAAUCAUCCAUGUCCAAACCCAUACCAGGUUCAACAAAUGUGCUAUUUCCUGACCUGAGGUCAACAAUGAGUCGUAGUGUGAGUACUGCAAGUCAAUCAUCCUCUAGGACUGGCAAAUCGGCAUCAAGCUCAUCACUGACCCCUCCCACAUCGGGAGUAGCCACCACCAGGUCGACCAAUGAUUCUGAAAUUCCUUCAGGUGAAUCAGAAUCAGGUGCCAAGGACAAUCCUAAAGCUUCAAAAGUUGUCUUCUCCCUGGGUGACGCUGAUGCCAUGUCAUACUCGGGUACAACAAACAGCUCUGAAAGUGGCUUCAGUGAGCAAGGUGCCCAGCACACCUAUGCAGAUGCCUGCAGGUCAGCGCAUGCUGGACCAAAAGAUCCCAACACGGUUAAGGACUCCAGCAGGACAAGUGGAGACGACAGUUCAAAUGUUUCCAGUAGGGAAACUACCAUUUUAAAUAUUCAACCUAGCUCCGUAGAAGCUAAGCCUCCAGUGUCUUCCGAUACAAGAAGUCAGAACAUCAAAAACGGUGUUCAUAAUUCUCCUAGAGAUGCAUUCCACAGAGGCAGGGGUCGAGGCAGAGGAAGGGGGGAUGAUAGAAGGUACAACUACCGAGAAGGACAGAAUAGAAGAGAAGGAAGAAAUUUUGAGGGAAGGUACAGCAACAGGGCUGACCGGGGGAAGUAUGAUCACAGCAAGGACCCGAGCUUAGAAAAUAGGAGGAGAUUUAACAAACUUGAGGAGAGAGAACAGCAGUGGGGCCAAAAGAAAAGCCAAGCUAGCAGUGAGCCACUUGGACAGAAAGAUUUACCUGGCAACUAUCAGUACCGAAGAGCUUUCAGUGGUGUUCAAAGGUCUCCAUCACAUAGCCAAAGUAAUAGCAAACAGGGAGCUCAAGAUCAGGAUGUAUUCUUCAAUGCCGCCGUCCCAGAAUCUCAGAGUCAAAGGAGCUACAAAAAAGCAAUCAGAAAUGACCACCAGGGAAGAGGGGCUAAUGUUGACCAUCAUAACAAUGUCAAAAGUGAAUUUGCUGGUAACAUAAAUCAUGAGAGUGAAUCUUUAGGAAGUCAGCAGCAGCAUACUUAUACUGAUACUGAAAGUCACAAUGAAAUGAGUACUGUUCACAAUUCUAAUACUGCUACUGAUGAACAAAAAAUAUCUGUCUCCAAAAAGGUGGAUUCUAUUAUUGUUAAAAGGGAUAACAAAACAACAAAGGUUGAUCAGAAUAAUGUUAAAACUGGAACAGAAACUGAUUUUCAAGACGUCUUCCACAAGAAAGGCCACAAAGUGUAUCAAAGGGUCAGUGUGUUGGAGUAGCCAAAUGGACUUGAGUAACACAAUUGUAUGGCCAUAUGCUGACAGACUUGAGUAACACAAUUGUAUG